AUGACAAGUAUUAGGGUUGCAGACAUAGAGAAUGGCAGGAUUAAUGUGAAUUAUCCAUCAAAGCUCAAUUGUUAUGCGGUCGUCUGUUGGGGUUUUGCAGCCUGUGCUGGUUUAAUGUUCGGUUACGAUAUUGGUAUUUCAGGAGGAGUGACAGCCAUGAAUGACUUCUUGAUCAAGUUCUUCCCAGAUGUCUACAGGAGAAAGCUUCGUGCUCGUGAAGACAAUUACUGCAAGUACGACGAUCAAAAACUACAGCUUUUCACAUCUUCACUGUACCUUGCAGCCCUUGCUUCCAGCUUUUUAGCAUCAUCGAUAUGCAAGCGUUAUGGUAGAAAGCGCACAAUGCUGGGUGCAUCGCUAUUUUUCUUGGCAGGUGCAGGCUUAAGCAGCGGUGCUCAAAACAUCUGCAUGCUCAUCAUUGGAAGAAUUUCCCUUGGUGUUGGUGUGGGAUUCGGCAAUGAGGCUGCACCUCUAUUCUUAUCAGAGACAGCAACAGUGAAGCUUCGGGGGGCAAUCAAUAUUCUAUUCCAACUUUUUGUCACCAUGGGAAUACUAAUGGCUAAUUCUGUCAACUACGGAACUUCAGGCAUGCAUAAAAAUGGAUGGAGACUGUCUUUGGGUCUUGCAGCUGUUCCAGCUUUCUUACUAUUUGUAGGAUCCAUAUUUAUCGAUGAAACACCAACAAGCCUAGUUGAGCAAGAUAAGGAAGCUGAGGGGAAAAGAGUCCUCCGGAAUAUUAGAGGAGUCGAAGAUGUCGAUGCAGAGUUCGAGCAGAUUAAAGCAGCCAACGAGAGAGCCAAGCAAGUCAAGGGUUCGUUAAAGAACCUCAUGAAGCGCUCGAGCUUGCCCCCAGUAAUUAUAGGCACCGUGUUACAAGUGUUUCAACAGUUUACAGGAAUCAAUGCUAUAAUGUUUUAUGCACCUGUCCUGUUUCAAACUGUUGGGUUCAAGAACAAUGGUUCGCUUGUCUCCGCUCUUGUCACUGGAUUUGUUAACGUUCUAAGCACAUUGAUCGCAGUUUUUCUUGCGGAUAAAGCAGGGAGGAGAUUCUUGCUUCGUUUAUCUUCCGUCAUCAUGUUCGUUAGUCAGGUUAUAAUAGGAAUCAUAUUGGUAACUAGCUUGAAAGCCACAGGCUCUCUCCCAGAAGCACAGGCAUAUACGGUGUUGAUCUUUGUGUGCCUGUUUGUUUUUGCUUUUGCCUGGUCAUGGGGUCCUCUUGGAUGGUUGAUACCAAGUGAAACAUUCCCUGUGGAGACGAGAACUGCAGGGUUUGCUUUUGCAGUUAGCUCAAACAUGCUCUUCACAUUCAUCAUAGCUCAGGCGUUCUUAUCAAUGAUGUGUCAUAUGAGAGCCGGUAUUUUCUUCUUCUUUUCUGCUUGGAUACUUGUCAUGGGCUUGUGCGCUCAGUGGCUGUUGCCAGAGACCAAGGGCGUCCCCAUUGAUCUCAUGGUUGAAAGGGUCUGGAAGCAGCAUUGGUUCUGGAAAAGGUUCAUGGACUGA
Dovyalis caffra is the source of this 1500-nucleotide messenger RNA. The record is from the annotation of a GenBank genome assembly. NCBI's taxonomy places the organism in Eukaryota, Viridiplantae, Streptophyta, Magnoliopsida, Malpighiales, Salicaceae.